UUUUGUCAACACAGCUUUAAGUUGGUGCAGUCUUAUCUUGGGAAUAUUCAAAGUCAGCACGUUCCUUGGACAAAAUGCGGGCUGGUAGUUCCACUUAGAGCACAACCAGCGAAAAGAAAUGACUGUGCGAGGCAUAGAAGCUAUAAAGUUGUAUAUGCCGACAACAAAGGCAGACAGUGCAUCCAUUAAGACAAACGUAAGGGAAGAAAGGGGGCGUACUAUCGAACAGGCGAACCGUUUGAUAACCAAUACAAUGACCUCUGUUGAACGCUAUAGACAAGAAUGGACGCAGCUGUUGGCCAAUCUGGAAAGCAAUCCGGAGCUACUGCGUCAUGCCGCCUUCAAUGGCGAACUAAAAAUGUCAAAGUUUCGCAGCAUCUAUUGGGCAUUGCUAUUGCGCGUGCUGAAUGCCGAUCAUCGCACGUGGGAAAUACAACGCGAGCAGCAGCGGAGCCGAUACGAAAAGUUUAGGGUAGAUUAUGUACGCAAUCCUCAUGAGCUGGUAGUUCCCGACGACGACCCACUGUCGCAGUCGACGCAAAGCGUUUGGAAUCAGUACUUCAGCGACCAGGAGCUUUUUGCUGUCAUACGCCAGGAUGUGGUGCGUACGUUUCCGGGCGUAGACUUCUUCCGCAAGGCCCCCAUACAGAAUGCAAUGACAAACAUACUAUUCUACUACUCUCGCGAGCAUCCGUACAUGUGUUACCGCCAGGGUAUGCACGAGAUUCUGGCGCCCAUCAUCUUUGUGGUCUACAGCGAUCAUCAGUCGCUGCUGCACUUUCGAGAGAUUGCCAAGACUGACAUUAAUGAGACAUUGCUGAACGUGCUGGAUCCGGGAUAUCUGGAAUCGGACACAUACUCCAUUUUCUCGCGCCUUAUGUCUUCUGUUGAAUCUUAUUAUCGUGUAUCGAGUGUGGUUCCCACUGCUGGGGGCUACAUUGAGAGCUCAAGCGAAGCCGCUGCCGACACUGAACUGCAAUCUGAGGUUGAGGUUGUCAGCCAACUGAACUUUAUACGCGAUAAAAUACUUGCUAAGGCUGAUCAGCACUUGCACCAUUAUCUUCUUAAAAUGGAAAUCCCGCUGCACAUAUUUGGCAUACGCUGGCUGCGCUUAUUGUUUGGACGCGAGUUUCUGUUGCUGGACUUGCUUCUGCUGUGGGAUGCCAUCUUUGCGGACAGCGAUCGUUUCGAUUUGCCCAACUAUAUACUGGUGGCUAUGCUGGUGCACAUACGUGAUAAGUUGCUUCUGAGUGAUUAUACCACAUCGCUUACUUAUCUGAUGCGCUAUCCGAAUACUGUGGAUGUCAAUUUGGUGCUACGACAUGCUCUCUUUAUGCUCAACCCCAAGCAGUUUGAGUAUCCAUCGAAUGCUUUUACUUUUGUUUCCUUCGCGGACAACUUGCCUGCAGUGCCGACAACGACAGCAACUACAGCAAAGAUCUCACAACAGUCCCCACAACGUUCGCGCACCAGCUCCGAUGCGUCUCCGAGCAUCAGCCACGUAGACCGCCAGAUUAACUACAUGCAAAAACGCAAUGCGGCCGAUGCGUCGGCGCUCGCCAAGCUACAGGAUGUGAAUCGUAUAGCCAUGGAUGGCUACCUCGAAAAUAGCCCCGAACUGCUGCGCCUCGAACUUAAGAAUGCCUUGACUGUCAUGAGCAUAGCCCACGGGAAAUUGCAAAACUAUUUGCACACAGUUCGCAGACAUGUAGGCAGACAUACGAACGAGGAACUAGCCCGUACACUGGAUGGCAUGGAGGAACUCUGCAGCUUUCUAGAUGUUAAAGUAAUGUUCCCGCUACAAUCGCGUUCAGCGCCCAUUGACCAAGCUCAUGAAGCGAAUGAACAAAAGCAGUUGGGUAAGUCCAAGACAAUGGUAACCGACACUUCGACGUCCACACCCACAAUUCCGAAUGCCGCCAACACCUAUGUGCUACCUGAAAAUGCCUUUAUGCACAGUUCAACGCGUCGUUUAUUGGGUGACUUGCGUGAAAUCGAAUUAUCAACUAUUGCGAGCGACGAGAAACCUGGUUUUGCAGUUUUGCCAAAUGGAUUACCGGCAGCGGAGCCACAACAACGACCACAAUCAUGAGCAGAUCAAUAGAUUAUCAUGACACUGCGAAUCGACUGAAUAUUGUUUAUGCUUGGCACCACAAAGUGGGUAGCAAUAUAAAUUGAAAAUCCCAAUAGACAUAUUCGUAAGGGCAUUUGAAGAGCCGGAAUGUUUCAGAAAAUAAACAUUUUUUAAGACAA
Messenger RNA from Scaptodrosophila lebanonensis, 2253 nucleotides. RefSeq names its product TBC1 domain family member 5 (gene TBC1D5). Gene Ontology annotation, biological process: activation of GTPase activity. The transcript is spliced from 9 exons. Gene Ontology annotation, molecular function: GTPase activator activity. Lineage: Eukaryota; Metazoa; Arthropoda; Insecta; Diptera; Drosophilidae. The record is from RefSeq and is a predicted model, not a curated record. Bases 119 to 2092 code for a protein of 657 amino acids.